Molecule: messenger RNA, 1282 nt
Organism: Physeter macrocephalus (sperm whale)
Lineage: Eukaryota; Metazoa; Chordata; Mammalia; Artiodactyla; Physeteridae
Product: ran-binding protein 3
Exons: 9
Coding region: 422-1282 (286 amino acids)
Source: RefSeq, a predicted model, not a curated record
GAAGGCGUCGGUCGCGGCACCCUCUACGGUUCAAGCUCCCACCGAGGGUGCGAGGCAGGAAAACAAGAGGAAAGCAGCAGCGUGAAGACCCACUCCGGGCGUGCAGCCGCAGGGAACGCAGGUUCCCACAUUGCCCGCGGCGCGCGCGAGGCCCACUACGCGUGCGCCCUGCCCUACCCACGCCCCCCCGGUCGGCGGGAAAAGGAGGCGGGGGCGGUUAAUGCGCAGGCGCGUGCUCCGAGCUUGGCCCGGCUCGGACCCCGAUCCCGAGAGCUUCUCCGCGCCGGGCUCCGCGCGCAGCCGCUAACUGCCCGCUUUGCUCGGAGUCGACUUGGCAAGUGCGCACGCGCGGGAGUUUCUGGCAGAAGGCAGACGAGCCCGGGCCGGCGCGGGGCCUUGUGGGAGGGCUUAAGGAAGUAAAAUGGCGGACCUGGCGAACGAAGAAAAGCCUGCCAUUGCUCCGCCCGUCUUUGUGUUUCAGAAGGAUAAAGGACAAAAGUCCUCUGCAGAGCAAAAAGACUUGUCGGAUUCGGGAGAGGAGCCUCGGGGGGAGGCUGAGACCCCCCACCAUGGCACGGGUCACCCCGAGUCAGCUGGUGAGCAUGCCCUAGAGCUUCCUGCCCCCGCUAGCGCUUCAGCCAGCGCUCCUGAAGCCCAGCUUCUUCCUUUUCCACGAGAACUGGCAGGGAGGUCAGCCGGAGGCUCCAGCCCCGAAGGUGGAGAAGAUUCUGACCGAGAAGAUGGAAAUUACUGCCCUCCUGUCAAGCGAGAAAGAACAUCCUCUUUAACGCAAUUCCCGCCUUCACAAUCAGUAUCAAAAAACAAUGUUUUUAUGCCAUCCACCUUCUGCGAGCCAUCUGCAGGCAAUUCUGACUCAGAACCAGAGGAAAAGAGCAGUGGAUUCCGGUUGAAGCCGCCGACCCUGAUCCACGGCCAGGCACCCAGUGCAGGUCUGCCGAGCCAGAAGCCCAAGGAGCAGCAGCGGAGCGUGCUUCGCCCAGCAGUGCUACAAGCCCCGCAGCCAAAGGCGCUCUCACAAACCGUCCCGAGCAGCGGCACCAACGGGGUCAGUGUCCCGGCAGAUUGCCCGGGGGCAGCGACAUCGGCUUCGCCUGACAACCCCGCCCGGAGGAGUCCCUCUGACGAGGCGCCAGCACUUGAGGUCCGUCGGCGAUGGGGCAGGGGGUACGCCGCACGCGAAGCUUCUCAGGGCCUCACCGGGCACGUGGGCUGUUGGCCGCUCUGGGCCGUAUCCAAGCUGGCCUGUGAUAAGGCAUCCUGA